This is a messenger RNA of Syngnathoides biaculeatus (alligator pipefish), 1798 nucleotides long. It is a transcript of the gene apbb3, whose product is annotated as amyloid beta (A4) precursor protein-binding, family B, member 3. Bases 261 to 1673 code for a protein of 470 amino acids. The transcript has 13 exons. Gene Ontology annotation, cellular component: nucleus; cytoplasm. Gene Ontology annotation, molecular function: amyloid-beta binding; transcription factor binding. The record is from RefSeq and is a predicted model, not a curated record. Gene Ontology annotation, biological process: regulation of DNA-templated transcription. NCBI's taxonomy places the organism in Eukaryota, Metazoa, Chordata, Actinopteri, Syngnathiformes, Syngnathidae.
AGCGGUUCGCCCCACCCACCGCCUCCUCCAUCAGUGAGACGAGAAGAAGACGCCGUCACACAAGGACACGAGACUGAUGCUGUUGCCGUGGAAACAAAGACACGCAGAGAGCUCGAAGGCCCUUCGUACCGGUCCAUGACUACGUGCGUGCGUGUCGGUUUUUGAGUGUGUGCACAGACCUAUGAAUGCGUGCGCGUGCGGGCCUAUGAGUGUGUUUGCAGCGUGUGCGCGCUCUGGAGGGCAAGCGCCUGAUUGGAGCCAUGAUGGGCAAGGACUACAUGUUGGCGAUCAUCAUUGUCAACUGUGAUGACAACAUCUGGACCGACCAGAACCUUCUGCUGGACCCGGACCUUCCCUCGGGAUGGAGAACCAUCCAGGACUCCACCGGAACCUACUACUGGCACGUGCCCACUGGCGCCACCCAGUGGCAGCACCCCCGACUGAACGGGACACCCACGCAGCCGCACCCUGAUGCUCAGGAUGAUCAAAAACCGCCGAGCGUCUUUGAAGUCCCAACUGACACCAGGUCUUGGACGGCUGCCGACUCCUGUCGCCGUGAUGACAACUCACAGUGUUUCACGGUGCGCUCGCUGGGCUGGCUCCAGGUGGAGGAAGAAGACUUGUCGCCGGGUCGCAGCAGCCUGGUGGUGGGAAACGUCAUCCAGCAGCUGUCUCGCUCCGGCGACGGCGGCGGCGACGGCGGCGGAGGCCCUCCCGAACAGCGAAACGGGCCGGGGCUCUUGACGGAGGGGCGCGAGAUGAAGUUGCUUCUGAAGCAGGACACGCUAACCCUCGUGGACCCGGUAGACCACACCCCCUUGUACUGCCAGCCAAUCAUCAACAUCCGUGUUUGGGGGGUGGGCAGCAACAACGGGAGGGACUUCGCCUUCGUGGCGGCCGAUAAGGACAGCUGCGUGCUCAAGUGUCACGUGUUCCGCUGCGACGCGCCCGCCAAGGCCAUCGCCACCGCGCUGCAUCGCAUGUGCUCGCAGAUGAUGUCCCAGCAGACGUCCCGCUCUCUCUCCAUGGACAGCAUCUCGCCCGAAGACUUGCCGCGACAAGUGGAAUUCCUGAAGGCGGGGCUCCAGCGCAUCUACAAGUUUGACGUCUACUACGUGGGGAAUCUACCAGUGUCCCGCGCCAUGGGCAUGGAGGUGUUAAACUUGGCCAUCGAGAGCAUCAUGAACUCCACCCAGCGCCACGAGUGGGAGGCAACCGUCAUCCACGUGACUGACAACUUCCUGUCGGUCUUCAAGGUGGAUUUAUUCGUCUUAUUUUGUAAGCGCAGCAGCAGGAAGGCGAGGAGCCGGUGUGGGCGUGUCAGGUGCGUUUCCUCAGUUUCCUGGGCGUGGGGCACGACAGCCGCACCUUCGCCGUCAUCGUGGACGGCGGCCGGCAGCGUUUCGAAUGUCACGUCUUCUGGUGCGAGCCGAACGCCGGCCUCCUGUCGGAAGCCGUCCAGGCGGCGUGCAUGGUUCAGUAUCAGAAGUGUCUGGUGGCCCAGACGCCGCCGCCCAGGAGCCGGCUCCAGCACGGCGCCGCGCCCAAGGUCAAACGCGCCAACUCCGUGGACGGCGCCGCUUUCAACGGCAACGGCGGCGUGUUGCCACGGAAGCCUGCCACCUCGUAACGGUGAACGUACAAAAUGGAGGAGCUCGGGUUGGACUCCCUAAAGACGGACGACGCGUGGUGAUGUGACCUUAUGCCACGGAUGCCCGCCGAUGAAAUAAAUGAAUUUGGUGAUCUGAGUGGAUGCGCGCAAGAUUUAUUUGAGAGUUAUGAUACGUACACAAACACA